Pelobates cultripes (western spadefoot toad) is the source of this 984-nucleotide messenger RNA. The record is from the annotation of a GenBank genome assembly. NCBI's taxonomy places the organism in Eukaryota, Metazoa, Chordata, Amphibia, Anura, Pelobatidae.
AUGAAUGCAGUGAAUGUCCUGUAUCAAGCUGUGGGUGCAGCGAAUGUCCUGUAUCAAGCUGUGGGUGCAGCGAAUGUCCUGUAUCAAGCUGUGGGUGCACUGAAUGCAGUGAAUGUCCUGUAUCUAGCUGUAGGUGCAGUGAAUGUCCUGUAUCAAGCUGUGGGUGCAGUGAAUGUCCUGUAUCAAGCUGUGGGUGCAGCGAAUGUCCUGUAUCAAGCUGUGGGUGCAGCGAAUGUCCUGUAUCAAGCUGUGGGUGCAGUGAAUGUCCUGUAUCAAGCUGUGGGUGCAGUGAAUGCCCUGUAUCAAGCUGUGGGUGCAGUGAAUGUCCUGUAUCAAGCGGUGGGUGCAGUGAAUGCCCUGUAUCAAGCUGUGGGUGCAGUGAAUGUCCUGUAUCAAGCUGUGGGUGCAGUGAAUGCCCUGUAUGAAGCUGUGGGUGCAGUGAAUGCCCUGUAUGAAGCUGUGGGUGCAGUGAAUGCCCUGUAUGAAGCUGUGGGUGCAGUGAAUGUCCUGUAUCAAGCUGUGGGUGCAGUGAAUGCCCUGUAUGAAGCUGUGGGUGCAGUGAAUGCCCUGUAUGAAGCUGUGGGUGCAGUGAAUGCCCUGUAUGAAGCGGUGGGUGCAGUGAAUGCAGUGAAUGCCCUGUAUCAAGCGGUGGGUGCAGUGAAUGUCCUGUAUCAAGCGGUGGGUGCAGUGAAUGCCCUGUAUCAAGCUGCGGGUGCAGUGAAUGCCCUGUAUCAAGCUGCGGGUGCAGCGAAUGUCCUGUAUCAAGCUGCGGGUGCAGUGAAUGUCCUGUAUCAAGCUGUGGGUGCAGUCAAUGUCCUGUAUCAAACUGUGGGUGCAGUCAAUGUCCUGUAUCAAGCUGUGGGAGCAGUGAAUGCAGUGAAUGUCCUGUAUCAAGCUGUGGGUGCAGCGAAUGUCCUGUAUCAAGCUGUGGGUGCAGCGAAUGUCCUGUAUCAAGCUGUGGGUGCAGUGACUGUCCUGUAUUAA